AUGGGCGGGUGGGUGGAUUACUCAAGCAAAGAGGAGAAAAGCUUGGGAUUCAGAUCCUCUGCAUCCCAAGAAUCUCGGUUUCUAGUAACCCUUUCAACUCAGGAAUCUGUCAGAUCCAGUCUUUAUAUAAACAAAUUCCAUAACCUAGGGUUCACUGAUUCCCUCACUCCUCACGUCAACACCCACAUUCCCUCUCUCUGUGUGCGUGAGUUUUUUAUGGCGGCUCUCAGUUGCUUAGCUACUGAUCUAAGCCCACUUCUGGGUGGAGCCGCCAAUGCCACCGCCGCGGCUGAGUUCAUCUGCAACCGAUUCAAUGACGCAUCAGACAAAUUCAUUGACACGGGCUUUGCCGUUGACACCACCUACCUUCUCUUCUCUUCCUACCUCGUCUUUAUCAUGCAGCUUGGCUUCGCAAUGCUAUGUGCCGGUUCAGUCCGCGCCAAGAACACCAUGAACAUCAUGCUUACCAACGUAAUUGACGCCGCCGCUGGCGGCCUCUUCUACUACCUCUUCGGAUUUGCUGUCGCUUUUGGAACCCCAUCAAAUGGGUUCAUUGGAAAACACUUCUUUGGCUUGAAACACAUUCCUUCCUCGGCUUUCGACUACAGUUACUUUCUCUAUCAAUGGUGUUUCGCCAUUGCAGCUGCUGGGAUUACCAGUGGAUCAAUCGCAGAGAGAACACAGUUCAUGGCGUAUUUGGUUUACUCAUCGUUCUUGACUGGUUUUGUGUAUCCAGUUGUGUCUCAUUGGUUUUGGUCCGGUGAUGGGUGGGCCAGUGCUGCAAGAACUGAUAACCUCUUGUUUGGAUCUGGGGUUAUCGAUUUUGCAGGGUCUGGAGUUGUUCAUAUGGUUGGAGGCAUUGCUGGAUUAUGGGGUGCUCUCAUUGAAGGCCCCCGUAUUGGUCGGUUCGAUCUUUCCGGCAAACCGGUGGCUCUCCGUGGCCAUAGUGGGACAUUGGUAGUUUUGGGGACGUUCCUGUUGUGGUUUGGUUGGUAUGGUUUCAAUCCUGGUUCAUUUCUCAACAUCUUGAAAGCUUAUGGAGAGAGUGGUUCAUUUUAUGGCCAAUGGAGCGCAGUUGGAAGGACUGCUGUCACGACGACUCUGGCUGGAUGCACGGCGGCGCUGACCACCCUGUUCGGAAAACGGCUGUUUAUCGGCAAUUGGAAUCUCACAGAUGUUUGCAAUGGAUUGCUCGGUGGGUUUGCGGCGAUCACUUCUGGGUGCUCCGUCGUAGAUCCAUGGGCGGCAAUUGUUUGUGGAUUUGUCGCUGCUUGGGUUCUCAUUGGAUGCAACAAGCUGGCGGAGAGAUUCAAAUACGAUGAUCCAUUGGAGGCGGCACAGCUUCAUGGUGGUUGUGGAGCUUGGGGGAUCAUCUUCACCGCCUUGUUCGCCAACAAAGUGUAUGUCAAUGAGAUUUACCCCGGGAGACCAGGAAGGUCGUAUGGGUUGCUCAUGGGUGGUGGAAAAAACCUCUUGUUGGCACAUGUGGUGCAGAUUCUGGUGAUCGCCACUUGGGUGAGUAUCACUAUGGGGACUUUAUUUUGGGUUCUGCAUAAGCUCAAGCUUCUGAGGAUAUCACAAGAGGAUGAGAUAGCAGGAAUGGACAUGACCAGCCAUGGUGGAUAUGCCUACCAUGGUGAUGAUGAGAGCCAAAGGAAUGGGUUCAUGAUGACCAAGGUGGAGCCGACAGGCACGGCUUCCUCACCCUAUUCACUGGCUGUCUAG
Ilex paraguariensis (yerba mate) is the source of this 1725-nucleotide messenger RNA. The record is from the annotation of a GenBank genome assembly. Lineage: Eukaryota; Viridiplantae; Streptophyta; Magnoliopsida; Aquifoliales; Aquifoliaceae.